Messenger RNA from Myripristis murdjan (pinecone soldierfish), 4201 nucleotides. RefSeq names its product integrin alpha-M-like. Gene Ontology annotation, cellular component: external side of plasma membrane; integrin complex. The record is from RefSeq and is a predicted model, not a curated record. The coding region runs from base 51 to 3527 and encodes 1158 amino acids. The transcript has 30 exons. Lineage: Eukaryota; Metazoa; Chordata; Actinopteri; Holocentriformes; Holocentridae. Gene Ontology annotation, biological process: cell-matrix adhesion; integrin-mediated signaling pathway; cell-cell adhesion. Gene Ontology annotation, molecular function: integrin binding.
AGUUUCACCAAUAGAAACAGUUUCCUCCUUUGGUGUUAGAAUCAGGCUUUAUGGUUCGGACUUCACAUCACACUGGUCCUUUUAUCCAUGGGAGUAACACAAUGGCCUGGAUCAUUACUGCUGCAGUGUUCUUAUCAGCGUUCAGAGCUGCAGGCGGUUUUAACAUCGAUCCUACGGCAUGGAAAUCCUUGAGCCACUCUGCUGCAGGGUUUGGAUACCAGGUGGUGCAAAGAGGACGGAGCUUGCUGGUCAGUGCCCCCCUUGAACAGUACUCAUCAGAUAGGAGGGGGAAAAUAUACACUUGCACCACUGAAACCUGCAGGGACGUGUCCAUUUCAGUGCCAAGUUUUGCGGUCAAUAUGUCCCUUGGUUUGGCAAUGGCAAGUGACCCAGUCACAAAAAGCACUAUGGCAUGUGGUCCAACCAUUCCAAAGGACUGCAAAAGUAUCACUAAAUACAAUGGUGCAUGCUUGCAGAUAAAUGGAAAUGAUAGGGUUGCAUCAAUUAUGCCCUCCUCUCUUGAAGAGUGUCAAAUCAAGGCAGACAUUGCAUUUUUACUGGAUGGCUCAGGCAGUGUAUCAUCAAGUGACUUCAGGAGAAUGAAGGAUUUUGUGAAAAGAAUGAUCAGACCAUUACGGGCAAGAGGUGCACAGUUUGCCGUUGUCCAGUUUUCAUCAUGGACCAGAAUUGAGGAUAACUUUAAAAAUUUUCCCAGAUCUGGAUCUUGGGAAUAUAGAAUUGAUAGAAUUGAUCAAAUGGAAGGAGGCACUCACACAGCCGAAGCCAUCCAACAGGUUGUUCGAGAUGUCUUCUCAUCAUCAGGGGGAUCCAGACCAAAUGCGAAGAAGGUUUUGAUUGUCAUCACUGACGGAGAAUCUAAUGGCCGUCUGUCUUUACCAUGGGCAGUAAACUUAGCUGAGAAUCACAAGAUUAUCCGAUUUGUAAUUGGGGUGGGCAGUGCAUUUUCUCAGAGCAGCGCUAAGAGGGAACUGGAGCUCAUCGCAUCUUCUCCAAAAUCAGACCACGUGUUUAAAGUGAAUAACUUUGACGCACUUUCCAUAAUAAGUGGGAGCUUGCAGGACAGAAUCUUUGCUAUUGAAGGAUCUCAAACACAAGGUGACUCUCUGACUAUGGAAAUGGCUCAGGAGGGAUUCAGUGUGGCUUAUGUCCCAGGGGGGGGAAUUCAGAUGGCCACUGUUGGUGCCAAUGACUGGAGAGGAGGCUACCUGAGAUACUCAGGAGGCACGGAAAGCUACACUCACUCAGCACAGUAUCUGGAGCCUGACAGUUAUCUAGGUUACUCCAUGGCAGUUGCCAAAACAAGUGCUGGCACGUUAACAAUUGUAGGCGCUCCAAGAUACCUACACAGAGGGCUAGCAAUGGCUAUCUCAAGCACUGUCCAAAGGAUUGACCCCCAUCCCUGGCAGUUUCAGCUUGGUGCGUAUUUUGGGGCAGAGAUUUGCGCCGUGGAUGUGGAUCGUGAUGCUGCAGGCUAUACUGAUCUAGUCCUCAUAUCUGCCCCUAUGUUCAUGGACAAAGAUAGAGAGGGAAGGGUUUACAUCUGCAGCUUAACUGGUUUGAAUGUUGAUUGUCGGUUUGAAAAUCCAAUAUUGUUGAAAGGGGAUGAAGAACAAAAAGGAAGAUUUGGGUCAACUCUUGCCCUCCUGCCUGACCUUAACAGUGAUGGACUCAAUGAUUUGGCUGUUGGAGCACCUUUGGAGAAUGAUGGUCAAGGAAGCAUUUAUAUAUUCAAUGGUGAAGGAAAAGGACGACUCAAUCCUACAUACUCACAGAGAAUUGCUGGGUCUGAUGUCCAGAGAGGACUGCAGUUCUUUGGCCUGUCCAUCAGUCAGUCCUCAUUUGACCUCAGUGGGGACAGUUUACCUGACUUGGCAGUGGGGUCAAAGGGCAGAGUUCUCUUACUCAGAUCAAAGCCUAUUGUAAUGGUGGAAACAGAAGUGUCAUUCAGCCCGAACCAAAUUCCCACCAACAAUGCAGACUGCAUAAGUCCUUUGAGGAACAGAGUUCAAAUAUGCUUUCACAUGACUGCGCUCUCAAGAGUACAGACAGCUCAAGCAAGGAUUAAUUAUACUUUUAGCCUGGAUGUCACCCGCAAGGCUCCAAGCAACAGAGCUUACACCCAGGGGAAAAAACAAGAGGAGAGCGGUUCUCUCACUCUUAACCUACGACCACAAUGUGUGACCCAUAACUUCUUCAUUGAGCCUUGUCCAGAGGAUGCUCUCAAUGAACUUUCCAAUGAGCUUAGAUUCACCUUUGAGGGUGUGGCUUCUUCAGCGACCCUCAGGCCAAGUCUUUCCCCGCUUGCUCAAACAACAACUUAUCACCCCCUUGGGUUUGAGAUAAACUGUGGUGCUGACGAAAAGUGUGUUGAUGACCUCAUAGUGGAUUUCAACUUCACCAGCUCUUCAGAGGUAAAAGUGGGCAUUGAUGAGCUGUUGAAUGUCACCGUGUCAGUGCAGAACAGAGAUGAAAACUCUUACAACAGCAGGGUCAUUCUCACAUACCCGGCAGAGUUCUCAUUCAGGAAGUUUACAACACUUCAGGGAAGAGUUGAAUGCAACUCUUUGGACAGUGAAGACGGGUUAAUACGGGGACAGAGUGACUGCACCAUUGACAAGCCUAUUUUCAAAACCAAUGCCCAGGCCGUCUUCAUUGUCUCGUAUGGAAUAGAUACCAACAGUCAACUUGACAGAAAGAUUUAUGUCACUGCAAACGCCACCAGUGGAAAUACUGAGCACGCCACAACAAGUGAACCUUACAAAAUGAAAGAAAUUGAUGUGAAAUACAGCAUUUUUGUGUCACUUGAAAGUUCACUUAGCUACAACAAUUUCACCUUUGGAAAGAAUAAUUUGCAGAAACCAGUCCAUCAUGUCAUCACGGUCAUUAAUACUGUGAGAGCGUUCAAUUUGACUGUGGUGAUCAAGGUGCCAGUGAAGCUUGGUGACAAAGACAUCUGGGUGGAUCCUAGCAGCAUGCAGAUUCCAGGCUGCCAAAGAGACAAAGAUGAGGAACCUACGAUCUUAGAUUUUGUGGAAGAGAUAAAAAAAGAUCAGAAAGUGAACUGCUCCGUGGCCAGGUGCACAGUGUUCAGAUGCAGCAGGUUUAUGGGAAAAAAUCAGCGUAACCUGUACAACCUCACGGCCAACAUUAGUUCAGGAUGGAUAGAGCAGAUUGGAUUGAAAGCGGCCAAAUUUGUCCUGAUCAGCACCACCACUCUGGAGUAUGACAGAAAUCAGUACAUCUUCUACUCAACAGGGUCCAGUAACAACCCCCCUGUCCGAAAGAUUGAGACAGAGGUGGAAGUGUAUCCAGAGACUGACCUCACCAAAGAGAUCGUUGGAGGAUCCAUUGGAGGGCUGAUUCUACUCGCUUUGAUCACUGCUGGCCUCUAUAAGGCUGGGUUUUUCAAGAGCCAGUACAAGCAGAUGAUUGAGCAGGAGGGCGGAGGUGCAGCGGAGGGCGAAGGUGCAGCGGAGGCCGGAGAGGCACCGCCACCAGAACAAUAAACACAGGGACAGGUCACAUCCCACAGACAUUUCCUAAAACUUUACUCACAGUAUAAGCAUGCUGACUGCAACAGUAUCUCCUGUGUGCUAACCGUAAAUUAAACCUACCACCUGUCAUCUUCAACACACUGUAUUUAAUCCAUACUCGAGCAUAAACAGCAUGAAGCUGAUCCAUAAUCAGCUAUGACUGCAUUACUUUAUACUCAGCUUUUCAUCUGAAAGUCCAUUCACUGAAAUGAAAUGACACCUUGGCCUGAUAUUGGAAGUGUACCAGUGUGUGAGAAACAUUACUAAGUCAUCAUAUUCAAUUAAGUUCAUUUGUAUAGUUCAAGGAUACAAGGAUACAAGGAAGUUUAUUGGUCAUUAUACAACAGGUUGUAUAAUGGAAUUAAAAUGUGGUUCCCUCUUGAUUGAUUAAUUGUACUUUUUGUAUAUUUUUGACAUUUGCUGCGUAAUUUUGCUGAUUCUGUAUUUGUACAGUUAUUGAAGCUUUGUAAUAAAAUGUAGUUUGCAUAACAGCCAUUUCCUUGCUAAAAAAUUACAAUAUGUGUUUGAUAUAAUUUUUAUUGAUAGAGUGGAUUUGUACUGUUUUCUAUAGAAAGUGGGCAGGUAACACGCUGAGACUGUAACAGUGAAGGGCUCUAAAUAAACUUGAACUUUUGGAAUAAAUUAUA